AUGUAUCGAAUUAGAGAAGGUUUGAGGCAGGAAGACGUCAGCAUUCAUUGGCUCAAUUUGCAAAUCGAGACACUUCGUCGGUGCAACGAUGAUAUGCACAGUACAUAUUUGCAAAUAUGUGAGCUCGUUCCGAGAGAGCAACGAGAUGAAUAUAAAAAUGAGUACGUCAGGGCAGAGGAACUGUACGACACACUAGUUGUUCUCAUACAAGCCAAGAUUGCAAAGUGGAAUGCUGACGAAGAAGAGAAGCGACGCGGUAGAAUGAACGCAUUAGCCCCCGCUUUCGUCUCACAACAGCCAGUGGUUGUGAACAAUUCGACACCUCACCUGCAGGUGCCCUUGCUGACGUUUGACGGCAACCUUGAAAACUGGUACUCCUUCAAGUGCAUGUUCCAAACGAUAAUGGACAGGUACCCAAAUGAGUCGCCAGCUACAAAACUCUACCACUUGAAGAACUCCCUAAUAGGAAAGGCUGCAGGCAAAAUUGACCAAGACGUGAUCAACAACAAUGAUUACGAAUCAGCAUGGAAAAUGCUUGAGGAUACUUAUGAAGACGAGCGACUUAUCAUCGACACUCAUAUAGAUGCUUUACUAAACCUGCCCAAGAUGACGAGUGAGAACGGCAACAAACUGCGUAGCUUGCUUGAAACCUGUACGAAACACGUCGAUGCGUUAAAGAAUCGUGACUUGCCAGUGGACAAACUGUCGGAAAUGAUGCUCGUUAAUAUGAUUGCAAAACGUUUGGAUAAGGAAACCAGGAAAUUGUGGGAGUCGCAGAUCCCAACAAAUGAACUGCCGUCGUAUCGUGACAUGAUCGACUAUUUACGUGAGCGAAGUCGUAUACUGCAAAAAAUGAGAGAAUACAACGAACCGCGACAGACUACUGCGACCAAGCAGAGAAAUAAAUUCGAGAUGAAACCCGUUCAAGGUAGAAAUUUUGUGAAAACCUCGUCAAGCCAGUGCAAGGAGUCGUGUCCAUGCUGCAGUGGUGAACAUAAUAUCUACAAGUGUGACACGUUUAAGGAGCUUGCUGUGAAUGACCGAUAUACUAAAGUUAGGCAAGCCGGUUUAUGCUUCAAUUGUUUGCGACGUGGGCAUAGGACCACCGUUUGCAACUCCGACAAGACCUGCAGGACAUGCAAACGAAAGCACCACAGUCUGCUGCAUGAGGACAAGUCAACAUCAACAAUCCCUAAGUCUCUGGAAAACCAACCUUCUGUAUCGUGUUCGGACGCAUCUGAAGAACGAGAAAUUGCUGUACAUAGUCAAGCUUCUGUAAACUGCUAA
Messenger RNA from Sabethes cyaneus, 1287 nucleotides. RefSeq lists its product as uncharacterized. The transcript has a single exon. NCBI's taxonomy places the organism in Eukaryota, Metazoa, Arthropoda, Insecta, Diptera, Culicidae. The record is from RefSeq and is a predicted model, not a curated record. Bases 1 to 1287 code for a protein of 428 amino acids.